Messenger RNA from Pleuronectes platessa (European plaice), 2603 nucleotides. RefSeq names its product tafazzin, phospholipid-lysophospholipid transacylase (gene tafazzin). Gene Ontology annotation, cellular component: mitochondrial membrane. Gene Ontology annotation, molecular function: 1-acylglycerophosphocholine O-acyltransferase activity. Gene Ontology annotation, biological process: cardiolipin acyl-chain remodeling; inner mitochondrial membrane organization. NCBI's taxonomy places the organism in Eukaryota, Metazoa, Chordata, Actinopteri, Pleuronectiformes, Pleuronectidae. The transcript has 11 exons. The coding region runs from base 77 to 865 and encodes 262 amino acids. The record is from RefSeq and is a predicted model, not a curated record.
GGGCGUCCACUUCCGGUUUGUGUGUCGGUCAGAGAGAGCAGGAGAGGGUGAAGUCGAGAUAAACGUCUGUGGAGAGAUGCCCCUGGAGGUCAGAUGGCCGUUCCCACAGUGCCCCGCUCUGGCCUGGAGGAUCUCCGGCUCCCUGAUCAUGGGCAUGGUCGGCUCCUAUUCCUACUUCUGGACCAAGUACAUGAACUGUUUGAAGGUCCAGAACCAGGAGGUUCUGUUGAACCUAAUCGACCAGCGCCCCCCCGACACCCCCCUCAUCACGCUGUCCAAUCACCAGUCCUGUAUGGACGACCCACACAUCUGGGGCGUGCUGCAGCUGCGACAGCUGUGGAGCUUCAACAAGAUGCGCUGGACGCCUGCAGCCUCCGAGAUCUGCUUCACCGUGGAGCUGUUGUCCAGGUUCUUCAGCCGUGGGAAGUGUGUUCCCGUCUGCAGAGGUGACGGCGUUUACCAGAAGGGUAUGGAUUUCAUUCUGGAGAAGCUGAACAGAGGAGAAUGGGUGCACAUCUUCCCAGAGGGCAAAGUGAACAUGACUGAAGAAUUCAUUCGACUGAAAUGGGGUGUGGGUCGGCUCAUCGCAGAUUGCUCCCUCAAUCCGAUCAUCCUGCCGAUGUGGCAUGUAGGUCUGAGUGAUGUUCUGCCCAAUAUGACGCCCUACAUUCCUCGGACAGGCAAGAAAAUCACCGUCCUGGUGGGGAAACCGUUCAGCGUGAAAGAGCUGGUUGAAUCACUCCGAGCUGAAAACAAGAGCCAGAUGGAAAUGAGAAAGACUUUGACUGAUUUCAUCCAGGAGGAGUUUCGGAGCCUCAAGGCCCAGGCUGAGGUUCUUCAUGAGCAGAUCCACUCGAGAUCCUGAGUCACAGCCAAUCAGACUGAUGAGCCUUUACCCUAAAACUAGGGUAACUUAGAACACUGGACUGUUUUUACCACAUUUCAUGGUAUCUGCUCACAUCCUCUACUCCGCUGCAGCACCCGGAACUACACAGAAUCCACAGAAUCCUGACAGACCGAAGGUGGUUUAGAUGUUUCAGCUUCAUCAGGAUCAUGAUCAUUGAAAAUCAGGCUCUUCUGUGAAUUUGGGUGCAACAGGAAUUCCUCUGUAACUCAGCCAUCGUUUCAAACCGGCUUCAAGGUUUGAUUCCGUCGAUCCGAUUCAGGUGCUCAACAGGAUCAGCUCCAGGACAAACUGUGGAGAGCAGAUGACUGAGGUCCAUGGAUUCCUCAGAGUCUCUGCUGCUCCUGAUGUCCGUCACUGAGAGAAGAAGAUCUCCAACGUUUGAAGGAAUCUCGAGAAUAGAUUGAAGUGCUUCUAAAUUAACUUCAGCUGUUGUUCUCCUGCUACCACCAACCAGCUCAGUGUACAGGGGGAGAGGAGAAUGUUGGACGAUUCCACGUGUGAUGAUUUACGCCCAAUGCCAACGUUUCUGAUCACUGCAGGAAGCAGUGUGUCCUCUAGUUGUGGUGUUCUGGGCGUGUGACACAUCACACUUUAGUGCAUGAGGCCAAAACUUCAACCUUCAAUUCACAACUCUCAAGAUUUCAGUCUGGUGUUAUUUUUAUCUUAUAAACAAAAUUCUUGAUUUUGUAUCAGUUUACACAACACUCGAAUAAACUCUCAAUAUUUAAAUGAAAAGGAAGAAGGAGGUCUUUGUGCAUCUUGUUGUGAUUUGUUUUCUUGCUCCACACAUCGGGUCACGUUCUACUCCCUGGUGAAUAUUCAAAACCAUCAACUGAUCGAUGUCUUGUGCAUUUUUUUGAUGUAAAUAUCCAUCACUGCUUUACCCCAGUGACAAAUACAGUCCAGUACACAUCCUGUGGUUGCUUCACGUUACAAGUUCAACCUGUUGAUGUGAAGCAGCAGUGAUUAGAAAAUCAGACAUGAAAACACAAACACGUUGAAUUCCUCCUGCUUAUGAAGAGGAUUUAAAACCAGGGCAGGAAUCAGAGUCUCUGCCACCACAAGAUAAACUACGAUGCAAAACAGUCACCACAGAAUGAAAAAUCAAACGCACUACUGUUGAAAAAUUAAAUCAAAUUUUGUACACAACAUAAUUCAGUAAUUCUGUCUUUGCAGGAAGGUUCAGUUCUUCUCUAGCGUUCAGCUUGAGUUCACUUGUUUCCCACUUUCAGGAGAACGUUACACAAAGCUGCCGUUUGUUGAAACACUAAAUGUUUAUUGUGUUCCUCUGUUCUAUAGAUCUAUAAUUCAUAAUCUGAAGGUCAGCUGUCUGUCAGAGAGACCAAGCAGAGUGAAUGUUCGGAUAUGAUGAAGCUAAUUGUUCCAUUUUCAGUUUUGUUUUUUAAAUCAGUUCAGGAACAUCAACGUGUUCCCUGCUCUCUGUAAACCUCCUUGUUAUUUCCUAGUGGGGUAGAUUGUGUGUCUUUUACCAACACAUGAAACUGUGAGUUUUCUGUCGACCUUCUCAACAUGUCACUAUGUUUAUAACGUGUUCAUCUCUCAGAGGUCAGUGUCUUUCAUAAAGAAGGAAAGGCUGAGUGACCUCUGUGUUUUCUGAUGAAUGUAUUGCCUUACUGUGAUUGCCACUCUUUCCUAUUGUACGUGAAUGUCAAUAAAGUGUAUUUUCUAAAUUUGA